UACUACCCGGCUCUCAGCGUUAGCGCAAAGGUAAGGGACGGUGAGCGUAGUUACUGCCCGCUUUUGAACCGGAAAGGAACAGAAGGCGGGAAAAGCCUCAAACUUUUCAAUUUCCAGAUUCUUAUAGGGGAAGACGACGACUCGGAAAUGGAGACAAAGAGGCACACAUGCCUGAAGAUCCAGAUUCCUAAUACCGGCGACCCCACUGAUGCUGAACCCAUAUUUGUGAAGGGUACUUGGUAUGAUACCCGCUUUGACCUCUCCAUAACAGAUGGCCUCAAUGCUUGGGUUUGUCAUGCAUCGGAGGAGGAGGUGAAGGAUCGGGCUGCUCAGUGGGACCAGCCGGUAUCGGAGUAUGUGCACCUGGCUGAGAGAUACUUAGGGUUUCAGCAACCUGAUUCUAUCUACGGAUUUGCUGAUGCCGGUUAUGGGCAUAAAAGACAGUUGUCAUGGACAUUCGAGAAGGAAGGAACUAAGCUGCAAUGGAGAUGGAAAUGCCAGCAGUCUCCUAAUAGUAAGAAAACCACGGUGGAAAUACUGGACUUUCUUAUGGAUGCCAACAUAACAUUAAGUGAAGAAGUUGUCAGAAAGACUGAGUCAUUUGAGAGGAUGAAAGUGGAGGCUGAGAAGUGUUUGUUCCAGAGUGAAAGAUUUGCCAAUGAAAAAGUAGAAUUUGAAUCUGAAAUCUAUGCAAAGUUUCUAGAAGUCUUGAAUUCAAAGAAAGCGAAGUUGAGGGAGCUUCGAGAUCAGAUCUCUAGAGGAGAAGCUGCUGAAAAAUCUCCUCAAGAGCAAGACACAGACAAAACUGAGAGUUUUGGUGAUGAAAGCGAUGAAGAGGAAGCCACUUUCAGUUCAAGGGAUGUUUCAGCAAGUAAACCUUCGCAAUCACACCGAAAGAGAACUUCACGCAAAUAAUGCCUGCACUAGUUUGAGCAAAUUUCCACCUGAAUUGACCUUUAUUUUCCCGUUACUUGUUCUAUAUGGCAAUGGAAUCCUGUAAAUAUUGUUAGUCUUCUUUAGCAUACCGGGUUUUAUUUGUGUUUUCUACACGAAGAAACUUACUAAUUAUACCAUAUUAGAUUAUGAAUGGUUGAAUAUCCCUGA
Molecule: messenger RNA, 1104 nt
Organism: Prosopis cineraria
Lineage: Eukaryota; Viridiplantae; Streptophyta; Magnoliopsida; Fabales; Fabaceae
Product: DNA repair protein XRCC4
Exons: 5
Coding region: 148-915 (255 amino acids)
Biological process (GO): response to X-ray; positive regulation of ligase activity; double-strand break repair via nonhomologous end joining
Cellular component (GO): nucleus; DNA-dependent protein kinase-DNA ligase 4 complex; DNA ligase IV complex
Molecular function (GO): DNA binding
Source: RefSeq, a predicted model, not a curated record